Molecule: messenger RNA, 1745 nt
Organism: Paramecium octaurelia
Lineage: Eukaryota; Ciliophora; Oligohymenophorea; Peniculida; Parameciidae
Source: the annotation of a GenBank genome assembly
AAUAAAUGGAGAUAGAUAAUCAUCAUUUAAACUUCUAGUUGGAACUCUAAUAUGCUAGAGCAAGAUAACGAUAGAGGAGAAGGAAUAUAAUCCUAAUUGUAUUUGCUAUAAUGUCCAUUUUCUAUGUAUUCAUUCAACCAAAUCAAUAUGCCAAUAAAUAAAAUCAGAUUCAAUAUUCUUAAAAUAAUGGCACUAAUGGAGCCAUCAACAUUACAGAGACCAAUUCAACUUUGCUUUAAAUCUAAAAACAUUUUGAAAUAUUAGAGAAAUUACUCGCCUCCCAAUUUCAAGGAAAAUGGACAAAUCCAUAAUUAACUUAAAAUGAAUUGGCAGAAGCCAAUUUCUAUAAAACUUCUUAUUAAAAUCGCUUUCAAAUACAACUUCAAUUAAAGCUAAUCGAAGGAUAGUUCCUAGAGGAUUAUUACAACCAAUUCUCAUUUUAUUUGAAUUCGUCAUAAUUAGUGUUACCCCUUGAAGACAACAACUUUGUAUUCGAAAAUGUCAGAGGGUCUUUUAGGAGAACUAGUGUUUAUGAAAAUGAUCAGUCCAGUGUAGAAAUCUAUGCUAACUUAACAAUGAAAUUAAAUAAUAUUAACAUGGAUAGUGAUACCUAAGAUGAUAUUGGCAUAGAAUUAGAUGUUCAUUAUACUUUAUAUUCAGAAACAUUCUCUUUCAGUUGCAAUCUUAAUACAAUAAAUGUAAAAGAUAAUCAUAAAUUAAGAUAGAUAGCAAAGCGAUUAUCUAUUCCACAAUAGUUUCCGUUUUAGGUGUGAUUUAAUUUAUUAGCUGUCUGAAAUUGAUGAAGGACUUCAUAAAUGAAAACAGGAUGGCUUCCUAAUUCAGUCUCUUUAUAUUUGUAUUCCUUAUGAUAUUUGAUGGCUAUUUAGGAAUAGUUCAUUUCUUUCUUGCACUGCAAAGCGAAGUAAUUUAUCCAUGUAUUACGUAGUACUUUUUAACCCCAGCCUUCCUUGAAUUAGUGUUGUUUUUCUUCUUAGAGUUAAAAUUAGCUAAACACAUUUGGUAAGAAAGGUUCAUCAACCUACAGGAUAACCUAAAUUUAAGAAGAGAACUCUAUAGAUUUCAUCUUAAAUUUUACUUGCUGGCUAUUAUUGUUGUACUUCUACUUUAUUACCUUAUUUACUAUAAUGUUUUCUUGAUUGCCAUGAAUCUAUAUUUAUUACCAUAGAUAAUACAUGUAGCAUAUAAAGGACAGUAUGUAGAAUUUGAUAAAAUCUUUGUUUUUGGAUUAUUGUCAACCAGAUUAUUCAUACCUGUAUUAGAUGCAUUCUUAAUUUUAGAUUUAUUAUAGAGGUUGUCCUUACAAUAUACUACAUGCUUAGGUGUCCUAUUUAACAGUAACAAUUAUAAUUCUCUUAUUUGCUGCACAAGUAGUCCUCUACUAUUAUCAAUGUAAAAUUGGACCGAGAUUUUUCCUACCAAAAUGGCUGAGACCUAAAUCACAUGAAUAUUUUGUAGAAUAACCCGUAGAUGGAGAAUGUGCAAUUUGCAUCACUUAAUUAACUGAAAUGCCAACUGAAUCUUAAUUAGAUAAUAAGUUUAUUGCUAAAAUAAUUAGUUAGAAUUAAAAUAAAUUAAUGGAAACACCUUGUGUAUUAAUUAUUAAUUAUCUUAGGGUCAUUAUUUUCAUUCCAUUUGUUUAACUAAAUGGAUGAAUGUCAAAUUAAACUGUCCAACUUGUCGUUCUGUACUUCCACCAUUAAUUUGACUCAAAUAAUAUAACAGAG